AUGGCGCCCAAGGCAGAGAAGAAGCCCGCAGAGAAGAAACCAGCCGAGAAAGCUCCGGCGGAGAAGAAACCAAAGGCCGGAAAAAAGCUCCCGAAGGAAGCCGGCGCAGGCGGAGACAAGAAGAAGAAGAUGAAGAAGAAGAGCAUCGAGACUUACAAGAUCUACAUCUUCAAGGUGCUUAAACAAGUUCAUCCCGACGUCGGAAUCUCAAGCAAGGCCAUGGGGAUCAUGAACAGUUUCAUCAACGAUAUCUUCGAGAAGCUAGCUCAAGAGUCGUCGAAGCUCGCGAGGUAUAACAAGAAGCCUACAAUCACUUCUAGGGAGAUUCAGACCGCUGUGAGACUUGUGCUUCCUGGAGAGUUGGCGAAACAUGCUGUGUCUGAGGGUACUAAGGCCGUCACGAAGUUUACCAGCUCCUAGAAUAUUAUUUAGUUUUUCAUUUUCUUGUUUUUUUUUUUGCAGUAUCGUUUUCGUUUUGCAAUUUUACGGUUUGUAAUUAUUGCGAUUGAUAUGUUUCGAAAGUUAUGUUAUCUCGUUGAGAUUGAAAGUAUUGGAAGUCUUCGUUUUUAGCAAUAA
Molecule: messenger RNA, 576 nt
Organism: Eruca vesicaria subsp. sativa (arugula)
Lineage: Eukaryota; Viridiplantae; Streptophyta; Magnoliopsida; Brassicales; Brassicaceae
Source: the annotation of a GenBank genome assembly